GCGCAUGACGCUAGAGCGCUCUCAACGGUUGCACUCAUUUAUUUAAUUUAAUUGACGCCUAUUGCUGUUCUGCUAUUCGCUGUGCUAAGGCCAAAUAUUUGAUUAAACAACAAAAUAAACCACUAAUGCCAGUUGUUAUGUAAAUUCCCAAACAAAUUAAUAAUGAACAACUGCUCUCAACUGCUAUUAAAGCUUUGCAAGUAGCCGCUUUUUGCAGUCGCGCAGUGAAUAUAAAGAGUUGAACACGAGCGAAAGUUUUCAAAGGGGCAAGGAAUUGACUGCAGAUUAAACGGAAUCAAGCGUAAUAGACGUACUGAAAACACAGAAGUUAAGGCUAAAUCUGCUCAUGUCGUAGUUUUCUUGUUGUGAUGAGGCAGAGUUACUGAAGAAGAAGAAGCAGCAGCAGCAGCAGCACCACAGCAACCACCACCACAACAAUCAUCGUAACAAGCAGCAGAGAACAAAGACAAAGUAAAUGUCGCAACGGCGAAUCAUUUAAAUAUUGAAGCAAUUGAAGAGGCAACGUCGAUGGUAGCAAUUAACAGCAGCGACAUCGACAUCCAAAGCGACAGCGACAACUGCACCAAUAUCAACAACAACAGCAACAAUUGGCCUGGCUACAGUGGCUGCAACAAAAUUAGACGGUAGUUGAGGCAGCACAGAAUAUCGCCAAGUGAAACACACAACAAUAACAAUAGCAAUAAUAACAACAGCAACAACAGCAGCAGCAGCAACAUUGAUGUACAAACAUUUACCAAUACAAAAGAACUCAAUCAACUCAAUUUAAAUUCAUCGUCAGCGACAUCGUCGCAAUCGUCGUCGACCUCCCUGGAGGCUGCGUCAGCUGCAACAACAUCAACAACAGCAGCGCAGUCAUCGUCAUCAUCAUCAGCAACAUCGCCGCCUGUAACUGAGAUAAUAGCGCGAAAGCAACUGCAGCUGAUUAUGUCGCCUGCGCCGUGUUCAUCGUCUGCCGCCACCCCCAACACCAACCCCAACACCAAUCCCAACACCAUCCCCAAUUCGACGAGAAUCACAGUCAACGUCAGCAGCCCAGCAGCUGUUCAUUUGCGAAAAUCACAGUCGACGCCGACGCUCAAAUUCGAUGGCAGCAGCAACAUUAUUGACCCCAACAGCAACAUCGACAAAAAUGUGGUGAAUAAGAGUCAUGUGGAGACCGCCAUGGAGGCUAGCAACAUUGUCAUCAAGGAUGUUGCUGUCGUCGCCCACAUCAAGCGACAGCAGCAUCAGCAACAGCAACAUGAGCAGCAUCAGCAACAGCAAAAUGAGCAGCAGCAGCAACACGAGCAAUUUUCACUCAUCGAAAGCAGCAUAUUAGAUAGCAACAUUGAUGCAACCAAGCCAACUACGCCGGAUUCAUUGCGAUUUGGUUGCACGCACUACAAGCGCCGCGCUAUGUUUGUGACUCCCUGUUGCAACAAGUUUUACAAGUGCCGCUUCUGCCACGAUGAGAACGAGUCGCAUCAUUUCGAUCGGAAGACACUCACGGAACUUAUCUGCUCUGAGUGCAACACGCGGCAAAAGGUACAGGAGCAGUGCGAAGAGUGCGGCGUACGCUUCGGCAAGUACACAUGCCUGAUUUGCAACCUGUUCGACGAUGCGGAUAAACAGCAAUAUCAUUGUCAUGGCUGUGGCAUCUGCCGCAUUGGCGGUGCCCAUAACUUCUUCCACUGCGAAGUGUGCAACAUGUGUCUGCCGAUGCAGCUUAAGAUCGAUGGGCAUCGGUGUGUGGAGAAUAUCUCUCGUUCGCAUUGCCCCGUCUGUCUGGGCGAUAUACACACCUCGCGCAUUCCUUGCCACAUUCCAGACUGUGGCCAUCUGUUGCACAAGAUGUGCUUCGAUCAACUACUGGCCUCGGGUCACUACACCUGCCCCACCUGCCAAACAUCGCUGAUCGACAUGACGGCGCUCUGGGAUUACCUGGAUGCCCAGGCCCUGCGCAUGCCCGUUCCACUCAAGUACGAGAAUCAGCGUGUGCACAUUUUCUGCAACGAUUGUCACAAGACUUCAAAAACCAAAUUUCAUUUCAUCGGGCUCAAGUGCGUGCAAUGCGGCGCCUAUAACACCACACAGGAUGUAAAGCGUCGCUUAUCCCUGGUCACCGAUGAGCCAUCGACGGCCUGACCCUCGCUCACCCUGCACCCGGCCACUUGGUUUUUUGGGUCGGCGUUGCUCUAAUUAGCAAAAGUAAACGCAACAGGAAAUCUCUUGCCAUGCUCACAUAUUUGAAGAAACUAAAUUUAUGAAUCUGAAAUGGAAACGCGUUGAAUUUAGACCAAAUUCGAGCUGGUAUCGAAUACAUAUAAAAAAAAAACACAAACAUUUACAAUAACGUAAACUUAAUUUUAGUAUUCUUCCUAUAGAUAAAUAAAUAUGCAACAAAUUUACAUUAUUAGCAAUCCGAAAAAAAAAGGAAACAAAAUGAAAACUAUAUUUCUCCUCGAAUUGUUUAUUAUAUUUGAUUGUAUUAAUCAUAGCUCAUUAACAUAUCUCGAAUCUGUAUGUUCAAAUUACAUUUCUCUAUCACUCUCAAGCUCAGCAUUUUGUAAUAAAGUUUAGAAAGCAA
This is a messenger RNA of Drosophila grimshawi, 2587 nucleotides long. It is a transcript of the gene Rchy1, whose product is annotated as RING finger and CHY zinc finger domain-containing protein 1. Lineage: Eukaryota; Metazoa; Arthropoda; Insecta; Diptera; Drosophilidae. The transcript has 6 exons. Gene Ontology annotation, molecular function: ubiquitin protein ligase activity; zinc ion binding. Gene Ontology annotation, biological process: protein ubiquitination; ubiquitin-dependent protein catabolic process. Gene Ontology annotation, cellular component: nucleus. The coding region runs from base 946 to 2145 and encodes 399 amino acids. The record is from RefSeq and is a predicted model, not a curated record.